CUUUUAAAAGUCAAGAUUGUCGUCCCCUUAACAUGCCAUACUAAUGAAUUAGCACAUCGAUUAAUAACCGCGCACAAUUUACCAUGUUAUCUGCUUGGCAAGUUACAAGCUUCGUUGAAAGAAUUUGUAUCGUCGACAUUAUGCCAACUUCAAGUGGAUAAAGCCGAGCAAUCGAUUCAUCAUUUGAAACAAUUCGGUCCAGAUGUGAUUAAGGAUAUUUCUGAUCAUUGGUGUAAAUGUUUACAAGAUGAAGUAGCUCAUUGGAGUGAUCACAGCAAUAAAAGGAAUGCCGUUCAAUCCAUUCAAUUGGAUAAUGGUCAAUCGGUGGCACAAGUUUAUCAUGCUUUAAUUCAUUCACCGGCAAUGGAAGCAAUCUUACAAUUAGAGUAUACCUACGCAUCGGUAGUCAAAGAAAUUGUCAAACAACGUAAUACAGAACUGGAACAAUUUGAAAUUCAACAUCAACAACAAUUGGAAAUUGCCAUUCAAUCAGGCAUAGCAUCCGAUCGUAAAGUCAGCCGAUUAGCUGCUCAACAUAUGGAAGAGUUACAAUUCAAAAAUGCUAAAUGGAAUAGUACUCUAUCGGAUUUGAUGGAAAAUCAAAAGCGUGAAUUUUAUGCUUGGAUGGUACGUGUCUAUAACAGUAUGGUCGAAAAUAAUGGUGUACCUACUGAAAGAACACUUUCUAUGCCACAUAGUAUUGUUGCAACGCUAUCCAGAGCUGCACCUGAUAGCCAUUUAAAUCAUGAAUCCAAUAAUCAUGUCGACAACAGAAUGGAAGAAAGUUUUACAAUUUAUUUAGGAACACAAAAGAAAACCAUGCAUAAUAUACGCUUAAUGAUUGGUCACCCACUUGAUUUAUGCAGGAGUGCUUAUACCGGCUCAAUCGGUAGUGGUAUAGGACCACCACCUCAAAGGAUUCAAACAGCACUAUCGUUAUAUUCGUCAACAUUAAAUGGUUUAAUAUUACUUGUAGAUGAUAAACCCAAUUGUUAUACUGGUAUCAAGAAUGAAUUUGCCAUGAUAUGCGAAGAAUCCAGUGAAUUUCACUUUCUAUCCCAUCCAGAGCAAUUACAUCAUAUCCGCCGUAGUAUUCAAAAAUCCCAAUCAACACGAGCUAAAAGACAAGACAGCGAAGAUAAUGAUAUCGAUUCACUAGAAAUCUUUUGGGAUGAGGAUGAUGAUUCUGUAGUCUUGGCAUUAGGUGAUUUCUAUUCUACUCACCAUUCUAAUUUAUCCGAUAUACAUGUAGUCUAUCAUUUAGUGGUCAAUGAUGAUGUCAAAUCCGAUCGGUUACCUAAUCGCCAUCCUAUCUUGACUGGCUUACGUAAUGCAUUAAAUACAGCUGCAUCCAAUGAUGUCACAACUAUCACUAUACCUUUACUUCUUGUCAAUGAAAUGACGGAAGAGAUGACAAUUUCAUGGUGUGUUAAAAGGGCUGAAUUAAUUUUUAAAUGUGUCAAAGGUUUCAUGAUGGAAAAUGAAAUGUGGAGCAAUAAUCAAGCAUGUAUAGUCCAAUUUCUAAUUCCGAAAGGUAUAUCCGAAGAAAUGUUUAAUACCUUUACUGGCAUGCUACCGGGUAUAUUCCGUAUGGCAGCCGCAUUGAAUUUGAGUACUACUGCA
This is a messenger RNA of Trichoplax adhaerens, 1623 nucleotides long. RefSeq lists its product as uncharacterized. NCBI's taxonomy places the organism in Eukaryota, Metazoa, Placozoa, Uniplacotomia, Trichoplacea, Trichoplacidae. Gene Ontology annotation, cellular component: cytoplasm. The transcript has 2 exons. The record is from RefSeq and is a predicted model, not a curated record. The annotation marks the transcript as partial.